Molecule: messenger RNA, 3283 nt
Organism: Pseudonaja textilis
Lineage: Eukaryota; Metazoa; Chordata; Lepidosauria; Squamata; Elapidae
Source: RefSeq, a predicted model, not a curated record
AGCCUGAGCCGCCGCCGCCGCCCCGCCGAAUGAUGUGCUUGGUCAGCGCCGCGAUGAAAGCUCAAAUUGAAAUUAUUCCAUGCAAGAUCUGCGGAGACAAAUCUUCAGGAAUCCAUUAUGGUGUGAUUACCUGUGAGGGUUGCAAGGGCUUCUUCAGGAGGAGCCAGCAGAGCAAUGCCACCUAUUCCUGCCCUCGCCAGAAAAACUGCUUAAUUGAUCGAACCAGCAGGAACCGCUGCCAGCACUGCCGCUUGCAGAAAUGCCUGGCUGUGGGGAUGUCGCGAGACGCUGUCAAGUUCGGCCGCAUGUCCAAAAAACAGAGGGACAGCUUGUACGCAGAGGUCCAGAAGCACCGGAUGCAGCAGCAGCAGCGAGACCACCAACAGCCCCCCGGAGAAGCGGAGCCGCUGACCCCGAGCUACAGCAUCACGGCUAACGGCCUGACGGACCUGCACGACGACCUCAGUAAUUACAUAGAUGGCCACCCUCCUGAAGGUAGCAAAGGCGACUCUGCGGUUAGCAGCUUCUACUUAGACAUACAACCUUCUCCAGACCAAUCGGGCCUUGAUAUUAAUGGCAUCAAACCAGAACCAGUCUGUGACUACACUCCCACGACGGGCUUCUUUCCAUAUUGCUCCUUUACCAAUGGGGAGACCUCUCCUACUGUGUCCAUGGCAGAAUUAGAACACCUUGCACAGAACAUCUCUAAGUCACACAUGGAAACCUGCCAGUACCUGAGGGAAGAGCUACAGCAGAUCACCUGGCAAACGUUCCUGCAGGAGGAAAUUGAGAACUAUCAGAGCAAGCAAAGGGAGGUCAUGUGGCAGUUAUGUGCGGUGAAGAUAACAGAAGCAAUACAGUAUGUCGUAGAGUUUGCCAAACGCAUCGACGGCUUUAUGGAACUAUGCCAAAACGAUCAAAUUGUGCUUUUAAAAGCAGGGUCUUUAGAGGUUGUGUUUAUCAGAAUGUGCCGUGCCUUUGACUCUCAGAACAACACAGUGUACUUUGAUGGCAAAUACGCUGGCCCAGAUGUAUUCAAAUCAUUAGGCUGUGAAGAUUUCAUUAGUUUCGUUUUCGAAUUUGGAAAGAGUUUAUGUUCUAUGCACCUUACUGAAGACGAGAUUGCAUUAUUCUCAGCUUUCGUUUUACUAUCUGCAGAUCGAUCAUGGCUUCAGGAAAAGGUAAAAAUCGAAAAGCUCCAGCAAAAAAUUCAGUUUGCGCUUCAACAUGUACUGCAGAAAAACCAUCGGGAAGAUGGAAUAUUAACAAAGCUAAUAUGCAAAGUGUCUACCUUAAGAGCCCUGUGUGGACGACAUACAGAAAAGCUCAUGGCGUUCAGAGCAAUAUACCCAGAGAUUGUGCGACUGCAUUUUCCUCCCUUGUACAAGGAGUUGUUCACUUCAGAAUUUGAGCCAACGGUGCAGAUGGAAGGGUAAAGGGACCUUCUCAAGCCUCCUGGAAGCUCUCGGGGGGGACAAACAUUCAAGCAGAAAGAAAGAAGAAAGAGAUUCAACUGAGACACUUUGGUGGCCCUGCUUAAGACGCCAGGAGCCAGCACACUGCAGCUCUUCCGGGCUCCGGCGCCAGGCGAAGGAGGGGGAGAACGCAGCGAGGGUUGGACUUCCUUGUCUCCUUGGUCCCGUUGCUGCGAUGCCCACCCAGAGGGGCCCUUCCCCCCCCCAGCUGGACUUCUCCGUCUUCAGCCUCUGUUUACACAGAAGGAGGGCUCUCCUCUGUCUUUGUAACUCACUGCCCACAGAGACGCUCGCUGAACAAGGUCCGACACCGAACCUCCAGCUCGACUCCGGCGACUGGUGUGCACUGCAGAGGCAUCGCUUCAUCAGUUUUGCACAACUUUUGCUCAUUCUUUCAUGAAGGACGAUGUCUUUUCACCGUACCGUGUUUGCCACCGGGCGGGAUGGCAUGAAAAGAGUCCAUAGCAAUAGCAUUAUAAUCUAUUACAGGGUAAAUGGGCAUGAAGUCAAUAUAUAGCAAAAAGAGAUGAUAUUGUUUAUAUAUUGUUUUAAUUAAUAUAAAAAAAAAUUGUAGUUAACUGGUAUAGCUUUUAUUGUUGAAUUGAUAAGGCACUUUCAUUUUGCACCUUUUUUUCUUUUUAAAUUAUAUGCUGGCGUGUUCAGUGUUUGUGCUGCAUGUACACCAGAAAUCCAAGUUUUAACGGAGGGUUGGAAGGGAGAAGAGGACACUGCAAAGGAGGUUGUGCUGCUAUUUUCCACGUUUCCUUUGGCAGAGAGGCAGGCCCUGGUCCUGCGAUGCCCUUCCAGGGUCUUGUGGAAGGGGCACGGGGGGGGGGGGGGGGGGGGGGGGGGAGAGAGGAGGGACGUCAAGUUUCUAAACCGUUUUCUGGGUCUUAAAACUAUGUUUUUAUUGGAGAAGCAAAAACAAAUAAAUCCCUAUUUUGAAACCAGAUUGCUGACAAUGGGGAUUGAAAAGGAAAAAAAAAGAAAAAGCUAUGUUUAAUCACUUAACAAAUGUGUUGGUUUUUUUAGUAACACCUUCUCAAAAUCAGCUCAUUUCGUGGAGUGAGUAAAUAUGGAUUCCGACAACCAAAUUUAGACAGUUGUGUUUUGGAAAUAUUGGUCCUAAUACUUUUGUUUACAUUUUGUGUGUGUUUGUGUAAUUAUGUGUGUGUGUGUGUGUGUGUUUGGAGAGAGAAAAAAAUACAACAAAUUAAGACAGGUAGGGUACAUACAUUUUUUUUAUUCUCGUGGAUAGGGUCCAUGGACUUAAAUCUUGUAUUCAGUGCACAGACACCCCCGACUAUUCGCUGAAUUGUGACACAGCUGGAGGCUUGUUUAAAAAACCUGCUCUUGCGUGUUACUACUUCCUUUGUAAACCAAGGGGUGCUACUUGCCCCCCUUGCUUUGCAAUCUGUUCCAAACAGAAGCUGCCAUGGGAGGUGGUCGAACACGUCGGGAGCUUGGAUCCAGCAGUUGCCAUCUUGGUUUCUUGGUCACUCCGCCUUUUGAAAUCUAAAGCAAUCUGAAUUCAUGCUCUAUCUACCACAUGCUACACUUUAGCCACCCGCACCUGGAAUCAUGAGCAGGAAGCUCUAUAUUAAGAAUUAUUUAUAUCAUGGCCAAUGAAAUCCACCUAUUCAAAUGCAAAAUCUGAUCCAAAAGUGGUGACACAAGUUGGACUCCACUUCUCCUGUUGACAUUCCAUUUGCUCAUUGGACCACUUUGAAAUAUUGGAGAAAGUUCCCUCAAAACGACCACAAGUUCCAGUUGGAUUCCUGGUCUUUAAGGUUGUGUUUAGAGCCAGC